AUGGACCGAGGUGGUGAUUCCGCGUUAUUUGACGCUUUACAAGGCAUCUUGCCCGAACAGACCCUCACCCUCAUCCAAGCCCACAUGCAGGACCCACAGACCGCCCUCCGAGCCAUAUGGCAACAGACCACUACCCUCACACAAAAAGCAACCGCGACACUAUCACCUGUUCUUGCGCCUCUCGUCCAGCGCGGCAUGCAAGCUCUACACGACUCCCCCGACCUAGUCGUCCUCGCCUUCGUGCUAGCUGCCUUCGUACUCGUCAUCCAGGUCAUAUCGUUCGUACACCGCACCAUGAUGUACGUGACGCGUCUAGCUUUCCGACUUAUGGGCUGGGCUCUAUUCUUCGCCCUGUUGGCCUUUAUAUGGCGUCGGGGCCCUGAAGCCACAAUCCGAGACGUGGUCGUCUUCGUUAGCAAGCUAGCGGGUUAUGCGUCUCUUGUCAAGGAUAUCUGGUGGUCUGAAUACCAGAAGUUCGACGCUCAGACCAAGCGCGGUGGAGCCCCUGCUGGGACCCGAGGAGCACCUUCGGGAGGUUACACUAGGUCGAGAAAUAGUGCUUGGUGA
Molecule: messenger RNA, 567 nt
Organism: Daldinia childiae
Lineage: Eukaryota; Fungi; Ascomycota; Sordariomycetes; Xylariales; Hypoxylaceae
Exons: 2
Coding region: 1-567 (188 amino acids)
Source: RefSeq, a predicted model, not a curated record